ACAGAAGAAGAAUGCUGCAAGUUGAAAUUAAGUGUCAUACUUCAUAUUAUUUACAAAGGUUUGUUCCGUAGAAUGACAUAUGAAACUAAAAAUGAUAUUUAUAAUUGAAAAGGAUACUUCAAAAUCGAAAAUAGUUAGGAAAAUACUAUUUUAAUGAUGAAAUUACAACUAUUUUGACAUAAUAGUUUCUUUAAAUUAAUUUUUACGUUUAUCUAUGGUUUAAUAGUUUUGUGGUUUUGGUUUAUUAUAUAGUAGAAGCAUGUUAAAAAAGAAGAAAAGAAACUGGCUGUUAUACGUCAAAUUACUUUUAAAACUUAUAAAAACUUAUUUUGAAAAUUGAAAUUAUAUUAAAAUAAAAAUCAAAAUUCAAAAUUAUAAUAAAAUGGUGGUUACAAUAUUUUGGAUGCAAUCUUGGAUAAGUUUGAUGAUAGCUGUAGUUAGCUUAAUUAUAUUAAUAUUAUUCAUAGUUUUCUGUAUUUGUUUUGGUAGUAAGAAAAAAGAUAAUCGCUUAUAUAUAGUAGAUGAAAAAGAUUCAACAAAAAAUAACGUAAAAAAGGAAAUAACAACGACUUCCACGUAUAAUUUGAACAUAUUUAGAAGGUUAUCUAGUCAUACAGAGCCUGAAAAUACGUUCACUUCAAAGCAUUUACCAUUCUAUAAUUUAAAAGAUGGAAAAAGAAACGAAUCCGACUUUGUUGACUCGUUAGAUGGUUCAAAAAGUUUUGAUCAAUUAAUAUUGAAAUUUAAAGAUACUGAUGUUUCUUCAAUUCCUAAAGACGAAAUUAGACCCUGUGAUAGCUCUGAGUCUCUAAAUAGUUUUUAUUCGGCACAUCGAUCAACAAAAGGAACUUCAAGAGAAAGUUUUUUCAGUUUAAUAUCAGAAUGUUAAAUUAAUAAUGUUGAUUAUUAAAUUUUGUUUUAAACGAAAAUCAAUGUUAAUAAGACUGAACUGUUAUUUAUUUAAGAUAAAAACAUAUAUUUUUGAA
Molecule: messenger RNA, 986 nt
Organism: Diorhabda carinulata
Lineage: Eukaryota; Metazoa; Arthropoda; Insecta; Coleoptera; Chrysomelidae
Exons: 5
Coding region: 383-889 (168 amino acids)
Source: RefSeq, a predicted model, not a curated record